AUGCCCGGCGGGUGCUGUGACGGCGGUCUGUCCCCGAUGGGCCAACGCCUUGUUCUGAACAUGGUCCGCCGCGUGCUGGAGGGCAUGAUCCUGUUGAAUCUGGCGAGUGUGUCGGUCUUUCGAUUUGGCAUUGUGCCUGAGACUCCUCACGUUGUUCUUGACCACUCCAUCUCGCGCUUCAGCGCUGGUGCAUCGUUCAUUGAGGACGCCUGCUACAAGCUGUCCUCGACGUGCUCAUGUCCGGACGAGACGGCAUCAGCACAGCCUUGA
Emericellopsis cladophorae is the source of this 270-nucleotide messenger RNA. RefSeq lists its product as uncharacterized. The record is from RefSeq and is a predicted model, not a curated record. NCBI's taxonomy places the organism in Eukaryota, Fungi, Ascomycota, Sordariomycetes, Hypocreales, Bionectriaceae. The transcript has a single exon. Bases 1 to 270 code for a protein of 89 amino acids.